Mastomys coucha (southern multimammate mouse) is the source of this 470-nucleotide messenger RNA. Its product is annotated as 60S ribosomal protein L27. The record is from RefSeq and is a predicted model, not a curated record. The transcript has a single exon. Gene Ontology annotation, biological process: translation. Gene Ontology annotation, molecular function: structural constituent of ribosome. The coding region runs from base 59 to 469 and encodes 136 amino acids. NCBI's taxonomy places the organism in Eukaryota, Metazoa, Chordata, Mammalia, Rodentia, Muridae. Gene Ontology annotation, cellular component: ribosome; cytosolic large ribosomal subunit.
ACUUUCUCGGAAGUAUCCUCCUUUCCUUUCUGCCGGGUGUCCGCUCCUAGCUGUCGAAAUGGGCAAGUUCAUGAAACCCGGGAAAGUGGUGCUGGUCCUGGCUGGACGCUACUCCGGACGCAAAGCCGUCAUCGUGAAGAACAUUGACGAUGGCACCUCAGACCGCCCUUACAGCCAUGCCCUGGUGGCUGGAAUUGACCGCUAUCCCCGCAAAGUGACAGCUGCCAUGGGCAAGAAGAAAAUCGCCAGGCGAUCCAAGAUCAAGUCCUUUGUGAAAGUUUAUAACUACAACCACCUCAUGCCCACAAGGUACUCUGUGGAUAUCCCCUUGGACAAGACUGUUGUCAAUAAGGAUGUGUUCAGGGACCCAGCUUUGAAACGCAAGGCCAGGCGGGAGGCCAAGGUCAAGUUUGAGGAGCGAUACAAGACAGGGAAGAACAAAUGGUUUUUCCAGAAGCUUCGCUUUUAGA